AUGACCAACGCCAUCCGCGCCGACCGUGUCACCGUUGAGAAAAUAGAUAUCCGAGAUUUCAUUGGUUAUCUGAGAGUACCUACACUGGUAUCGCAUAGAGACCAAAAAUCAAUCGUUCAUCCUUCUCAAAAUAAUCGAUUUGAACCCCGGGGACAAUUUGCGUUGCAACUUGCGUGCAGCCUACGGUUUCCCGAGUGCCAGCAUGUGACGAUGCCCCUCCGCGUGUGCCAAUACAUCAUCCCUCGGGUCUCGGUUCUCAGCCGUGAAAGAAGCAGUUAA
Molecule: messenger RNA, 279 nt
Organism: Morchella importuna
Lineage: Eukaryota; Fungi; Ascomycota; Pezizomycetes; Pezizales; Morchellaceae
Exons: 3
Coding region: 1-279 (92 amino acids)
Source: RefSeq, a predicted model, not a curated record